Molecule: messenger RNA, 2412 nt
Organism: Kockovaella imperatae
Lineage: Eukaryota; Fungi; Basidiomycota; Tremellomycetes; Tremellales; Cuniculitremaceae
Exons: 3
Coding region: 436-2205 (589 amino acids)
Source: RefSeq, a predicted model, not a curated record
CUUCUCUUCUCGCCAGAACAUCCCACCGCCGCCCCCCUUCCCAAGGAGGUGCUUUGAUCGCUUCUCGAGUGUGUGUGUGUUCCCUGAGUGAAAUCCCUUUCACCCCUUUUUGACGUCGCUGGCAACCGGACAUACCAUAUCACAUUCAACAUCCAUCUUGACAACACACCCUAUUCCUUUCUUGUUGUUGCGUUGCUUGUCACUCUACGUUCAUUCUUCAACAUCUCCAUCGAACUCCCCAGAGAUCUGUGAUCCUACAUCGACGGAAAACCUUUUCCAUCCAUCGCACCCCUUCUCUCUCGCUCUCGCUCGCGACUGGACUCGACUCUUUCUCACACUCUUUUGGUCAGCUCACGGUCCUUUCAACGAACGAACGAACGAACAAACGACAACAAGGCCCGAUAGCAUAGGUAUUCGACUGACGACAACCCCAUCAUGCGAUUCUCAAUCCCCUUGACCACUCUCGCGGUUUUGGUGUUCAACUUGGCGACGACGGAAGCUUAUCCCAGAGGGAGAGCUCAAUGGAAGCGACAGGAUGAAGAUAUCGUGACGAUCACCGCUGUCGAUGCGUCUGCUUCGGUCAGCGCGUCAGCGGCGGCUGUAGAGUCAUCCUCGGCGGUGGCACCGUCAAAGUCCGCUUCGGCAUCCGACUCCCUCAUCCCAGAGAUGGCCAGUACGAGUGCUAGUGUAGUUGUCAAUCCGAGCGCCAGCGAGUCCUCCGGGUUCAGCCCCACUUCAAGUGCCCCUGCGUCUCCAGAGGAGACUGGAGCAGUAGGUGAAGACCAAGCAGAAGACGAAGACUGCAAUGAAGAGGGAGGAGAAGACGCAGCCACCAGCACAUCAUCCAACGCUGAAAUAUCCACCUCGGCGGCGGCGGCGUCCGUAUCGACUGGUGAUCAAUCUGGCGGCGCUCAAAUCGUACCUACUUCUACUGUCAGCUCCCCUCCAGCAACCUCGACAGAGGAUGCGUCAACUGAAGAGAUGGACGAAUGUGAUGAAGAGGACGAGGAGGAUGAAGAAGAGGAGUGUGAGGAUGAAGGCGAUGACGGUAAUGGCACAGAUGGAAAUGGCUCAAGCGGGACUGGAAACGUUGGCAUCGUUCAACCUAGCGCCUCUACCUCAUUCACGCCUCCCGACACCACUAGCAUCGCCUCUCCUCCUCCACCACCACCUCCUGUGACGUCCACUGCAAAUGGACCUUCGUCGCAGGCUUCUCAAGCAAGUGUCAACCCACCUGGUGGCAGUGAACCCAACGGAUCCAAUGAUGACAAUUGUGGUGGUGUCACCACCGUGACAGUCACUGUGACGGCUCCCGCCGUCAAUGCUCAGCCCACCGGUACUGACGCUAACACCGGAGAUACUGGCGGCAACGACUCAGGUUCUGGCUCGGGCAACAACGCCGUCGUCGUUCCUAGCAGCAUAUCCGCUGCCAACUCUCAACCCUCCACGUCAACAACCACCAAUCCAGGUCAAGGGGCAGGCACUUCAACUCCUGGAGGCGAAGGUGAAGGUGAUGAUGGUGAAGACUGUGAGGACGAUGACGACGACGACGAUGACGACGACGAUGAUUCGGAUCUCCCUUACUGUGAUGAGAUCGAUGAUGAAUCAGCGGUAUCUACGUCGAGCGCCGCUGCUAGUGAGCCUACAGGCUCUCUUGGACCCAUAUCUGGUGCCUCGACGGUUCCUGCAUCCACUUCUCAAGCUGUCGAGGCGGUCGAGACUGUAUCAACGACCAGCGCCGCCGCGUCAGCCACGUCCGCGGCACCCAGUGGCACGUCUGAGAGCUCUGUCGCCUCCAUCUCUGCUUCUGCUUCCAUCUCCGCAUCGGCCUCGGCUUCUGCUUCCGCUUCCGCCUCUGGUCCAGGCGGUGCCAACCUCCAUGCGGAUCCUACGCCUUCUGGCUCUGGCUCCAGCGUCAUGGCAAGUGCCACUGGAUCGACGAGCGAAACACCCACGUCGACCAUCUCCAGUGCACCUUCAGAAUCCGCCGCCGUCGAGUCGUCCGCCGCAUCCUCCUCCACCUCUGCAGCUUCAGCCGAGGAAUCUGAUGAUUGCAACGAGACUGAAGAAGAGCAAGGCGAGAAUGCUCAAAAAGAAAACGUCCGAAGGGCUUCUGUGCCUGCUUCGCCUGUCACGACUCGCUAUGCCCACGGACAGAUCGCAAACUCUCAACCUACUCGACGGGCUAUCCACUGGCGAGGAUAGUCCAAACACUUGCGCAUUCCGUUCCAAAAUAUCGCCCACGAGACCUUUGUUCUCUAUAUCGAUUGAAUCUGCUACACUGCCCUUUUGCUCAGCUGCAUCGAGUGUAUCCUGGGGGGAGAGCGGUUACUUCCAAUUUUCAUCAUUUAAAUGCUUGAUGCAUAGUCUGUGAAACGAGUGCUGUCAACAUCAGUACAGAGAGCUGCUAUA